This is a messenger RNA of Colletotrichum chrysophilum, 660 nucleotides long. RefSeq lists its product as uncharacterized. The record is from RefSeq and is a predicted model, not a curated record. The transcript is spliced from 2 exons. NCBI's taxonomy places the organism in Eukaryota, Fungi, Ascomycota, Sordariomycetes, Glomerellales, Glomerellaceae. Bases 1 to 660 code for a protein of 219 amino acids.
AUGAACGUCUCCCCCAGCCGAGACAGCUCCGGGCCCAUCGUCCGACUUAGUGUGUCUAAUGAUUGGCCCGAAUUCGAGGUCAAGAAUGAGUUCAGCGAUACCACGGAAACGUGCUUCGUGCGUCUCGCUGCUCAAUUCGCCGCGGGCGAGCUCGAUCUUCCUGGAUACAUGGAUGGGGUGCUGUCGCACCUGCAGAAGAACGGCCCGAGACACAAGUGGGAUGUGCCCGUCAAGAACGGAAUAGCCAAUUUCAUGGAGCUGGACUUGUUUGCUGGGGCGGUGAAGAGAUGGUUCCUGGAGCCGAGCUUUGUUCCGCUGGAAAAGGAAGACCUGGCCAUCCUCGCGUGGACGGUCAACGACCCUGCAGGAUUCGUUCGCCGCUGCCAGCAAACUGGUCUUGAUCCGAAAUCUCUCACGCCAGAGCUGGCCGACCUGCUCCUUGUGCUCUGCUACUGCAGGCGUCACAUAGCCCUCUUUGCCCACCUCAUAAGAACCUGCCCGGAUCCUCCUCCGCAGACCACGUUCGACGCCGUGGAGCGCCACGUGCUGCACAACACCCGCGUCGACCCCUACAAGACUCUCUUCCAGCACUCGCCAAAAGCCAUCACUAACUCGUCAGAUGAGGUCACCCUGUGGACCGAGAUCCUCAAAUCGCGCUGA